Molecule: messenger RNA, 2707 nt
Organism: Cinclus cinclus
Lineage: Eukaryota; Metazoa; Chordata; Aves; Passeriformes; Cinclidae
Gene: PHOSPHO1
Product: phosphoethanolamine/phosphocholine phosphatase 1
Exons: 3
Coding region: 1595-2392 (265 amino acids)
Biological process (GO): bone mineralization involved in bone maturation
Molecular function (GO): phosphatase activity
Source: RefSeq, a predicted model, not a curated record
UCUUGCAGCCACAUCUCGGGGAUGCUCCGAGCUCCUGUGGGGAGAUGGGCUGGGAUUGUCCCUCUGAUCCCUGGAAAUCCCUCAGAAAUCCCCCAGGAACCAUCCCGGAGGGCUCAGGGUGGGGACCCCGGGACAGGGAGGCUCGGGUUGAGUUUUCCAGGGAUUUGGAGCAGCGGGAUCGAUGCCGGGAGAGCCGGGGAUGGGAAUUUGAGCUGCGGGUUCAUCCCGGGAUGAGCUCCUGGAGCUCGGGAUGAGCCCAAAGGGGCCCCAGGGGCUCUGGCCCAGCUCGAGACAGGUUUUGAUGUCCUGGGACAAAUCUGCCUGACCUCACCUGCCCCAAAACCCCAAAUUCUGCCCCUGGAACCUUUCCCACUCCUCCAACCCCAAACCCUUGGCCCAGAGGAGUUUUUUGGGGCAGUUUCACAUCCCCACAGCUCCCUGGUGUCCCCAAUGUCCCCCGGAGCUCUUUUCUCAUCACCACAAACUCUCCCUAAGGCUUCAUCCCAAAUUUAUUUUCUCCCUGCUGGCAGUGACCAAGCAGUGACCAAAAUUUCAGUUCCUCUUUCCUGUUUAAUCCCUUUUUUUUUCCCAUCUCUCCCGCUUUGGAAGCCACUCCCAGCCUGGCUGUGGCAUUAUUUGGCUCCAGGUUUUGUCUGUAAAUAAACCCUAAAUUUCUGAUUAUAUAUUUUUAGAGAAGAAACACCCAGUGUGUGGUUCCAGGCCUCACCAAAAAAAAAAAAAAAAAAAAAGGGAUUUUUCCAAAAUUUCAUCCCUGGCUCCGUUUCCCUGCGCCAGGUGCCGCCGCAGCCGUGGUUUGGAUUUUAAUUCCAGCAGAGUCAUGGAUCGUGUUUGUUCCCAAAAUAGUUGGGAGCCGGGCUCCGGUCCAGCCAAAUCCCCCACAAAUCACCUUCAGCCGCAAAACUCUUCCUGCUGCUGCUGACAAAUCACGGGAAUCCUCCCGGGCCCGGCUAAGCCCAGCUGCAAUUCCCAGGACGAUAUUCCCGAAUUUCCAGCGGUUUUUUGGACACCAGGGGUCGGCAGAAUUCCGGCUUUGGUGUCAUCCAGGAGGAUUCCCUGCAUCCAGAGGAACACCCCAAACCAAUUAGGGUGGAAGAAAAUCGGGGGGGAUUUGGAGCAGCGCCGCUGUUCCCAAGGUUUUUUGUUGUUUUUUUUUUUUUUUGGUAUUCCCGUUUUGUUGUUGUUGUUGUUCCCAUUUUUUUUCUGCUCCAGUAGUUUUUUGCUCUUCCUGGAGUCUUUUGCUCCACCCGGAGUUUUUUGCUCUUCCCGAUUUUUUUGCUAAUCCCAGUUUCUUUUUGCUAUUCCCUUUUUUUUUUUUUUUUUUUUUUUUGCUCCUCAAGGGUAUUUUUGCUGUUCCCAUUUGUUUUUUUUUUUUUUUCCCUGCUGUUCCUCCUCUGCCCUCACUGAGGAUUAGGAGAGAUCAGAGUCUUUAAGCAGCCUCUGCUCUCCUUUAAUUCCUCCACCCUCAACCAGAAGCUCUUGAACUGCUGGGAAUAUCCAGGGAAAAGCCCCCAGGAUUGACCAAAUUCCCUCUUUUCUGUGCUCUGCAGCCCUCAGCCCCGGGGAUGGUGCCAGCAUGAGGAGGUGCUGCCAGGGCGUGGGGCUGCCAUGCCUGUUUAAGGGUGUGGGAAUGGCCGGAGCGCGGCCGCCCCGGUUCCUGCUGGUGUUUGACUUUGACGAGACCAUCGUGGACGAGAACAGCGACGACUCCGUGGUGCGGGGCCGGGCGCUGCCGGAGCCGCUGCGGGAGAGCCCCCGGGGCGGCUCCUACAACGAGCACAUGCAGCGAGUGCUGACCUUCCUGGGCGAGCAGGGCGUGCGCCCCGCCGACUUCAGGGCCGUCUACGAGAACAUCCCCCUGUCCCCCGGCAUGGCCGAGCUCUUCCAGUUCCUCUCCAAGCACCACGAGCUCUUCGAGCUGGUGCUCAUCUCCGACGCCAACGUGUUCGGCAUCGAGGCCAAGCUGCGGGCGGCCGGCGUGCACUCCCUGUUCCGCAAGAUCUUCAGCAACCCGGCCAGCUUCGACCGCCGCGGCUUCCUCACGCUGGGGCCCUACCACAGCCACAAGUGCCCGCAGUGCCCGGCCAACAUGUGCAAGAGGAAGAUCCUCAGCGAGUACCUGGAGGAGCGGGCGCGCGAGGACGCGGAGUUCCGGCGCGUCUUCUACGUGGGGGACGGAGCCAACGAUUUCUGUCCCUCGGGGAUUCUGACGGCGUCGGACGUGGUUUUCCCCAGGAAGGGUUACCCCAUGCACAGGCUGAUCCAGGAGAGCCACGAGAAUCAGCCUGGAGCUUUCCAGGCCGCCGUGGUGCCCUGGGAGUCGGCCACGGAGGUGGCGCGGUACCUGCAGGAGCUGCUCAGGAGGAAAUGCUGAGGGAUUUGGGAUUCGGCUCGGGGGCGUCACGGCUCCCUGCUCAGCGCUGCUCGCUUGGCCUCGAUCCUGGGAUGUUCUCCUGCCUUUCCCAGCUCUGCUCUCCCGUGAAUAAAGAAAGCACUUUCUGCAGGCCCUGCUGAGCCACGGGGUCACCGAGCUGCAGCCACGGCCGGACCCCGCAGGAACAGCCGGACCCUGCAGGAACAGCCGGACCCUGCAGGUACAGCCGGACCCUGCAGGAACAGCCGGACCCCGCAGGAACAGCCGGACCCCGCAGGAACAGCCGGACCCUGCAGGAACAGCCGGACCCUGCAG